Molecule: messenger RNA, 3171 nt
Organism: Ornithodoros turicata
Lineage: Eukaryota; Metazoa; Arthropoda; Arachnida; Ixodida; Argasidae
Product: pyruvate dehydrogenase phosphatase regulatory subunit, mitochondrial-like
Exons: 20
Coding region: 286-2931 (881 amino acids)
Cellular component (GO): mitochondrial matrix; cytoplasm; mitochondrion
Molecular function (GO): oxidoreductase activity; protein binding
Source: RefSeq, a predicted model, not a curated record
AAGGGGGUGAGCAUGUCCAUAUGAUGGAGGGGAUCGAGAUCUCUAAAUGACCUGUCCUUUGUCCAUGGGAAUGCGUACAGAGCUGACAGAGCGGGAACAGGGAUAGUACCCUAGAAUAUGGACGGGCAUUCUCAUCUCACACGCAGUACACACAUGACGUCAUGUUCAACAGAAUAGCGGGAACACGAAUCUUCUGUUACUGCGUUUCGAUUCGUCUGCUCUACAAAUAAAGCUUGCGCUAAUCCUGUGGUCUGGUCCGCGGGAUAGGCACUGUGGAUAACGCAAAUGGCAAGCACAGCUGUUACUACAGCUGUGCGCACCAAGGCGACGCUGAGGUCACUAACGCAUGGGAGGCAUCACUAUCCUUCCUCGUUUAGCUACUUGCGGUGUGUUAACCAACAGCUCGACAGGGGCAUCUCCUACCACGGCGAGUUACCAACGCAUGCCAAAGUAGUGAUCUGCGGUGGAGGUGUCGUUGGAUGUUCUGUGGCAUACCACUUGGCUAGAGAUCAGGGAAUUACAGAUGUUGUUCUUCUGGAAAAGGGGGCGAUUGGAGGCGGCUCAACAAAGCAUGGAGCGGGUUUGUUGGGCCAGAUCAAGGCAACGCCCAUUGAGAGCAGAGUUUGUCGAUACAGCAUCAACCUAUACAAGGAACUUCAAGAUAAAGGCUUGGAAACUGGAUGGAACCAAUGUGGCAGCCUUUACCUUGCGAGGACUAAAGAAAGGGUGUUCUAUUUCAAAAGACUUGCGGCAAUGGCAUCCCUACUAAAUUUAGAGUGCCACAUCAUUUCUCCAAAAGAAGCACAAGAGAAAGCCCCAAACAUAACUACAGAUGCACUUGAGGCGGCGUUGUGGGUGCCUGGGGACGGUGUUGCAGAUUCAUCGGCUGUAUGUCAAGUACUUGCGGAUCAGGCUAGCCAUUUAGGUGUCAAAGUGAUUGAAGGCUGCUCAGUUGAAAAAGUUAUUACACAAAAGCAUGAUAUUGUGCAGGGAGUUGAAACCAAUUUGGGUGCCAUCAACUGUGAAUACUUUGUGAAUUCUGCUGGCUAUCUUGGUCGUCAUGUAGGGAAAAUGAGCAGCCCAGAUGUCAAGGUACCAUUAUACCCAUGUGAGCACCAAUUUUUGCACACAUUGCCAGUGGAAGGAAUUGACCAAAACAUGCCAGUGAUUCAUGACUGUGACGGAUACUUUUACAUAAAAGUUCACAAAGGUGGCUACCUGGCUGGUGGCUUUGAGCCCAAAUCAAAACCAGUUGAUCUGAGAGAGUUACCUGCGGCUGGUCAAGGCACACUUCCUGAAGACUGGGACCAGUUCUGUGUCCUGCUGAAAGAGAUGCUGUUUAGGAUUCCUAGCCUGGCUGACGUUCAGGUGGAUAAGUUGUACAACUGUCCAGAGAGCUUCACUCCAGACUCGCGCUGGGUUAUUGGUGAAGCACCUGAGGUAAAAAACUACUUUGUUGCAUCAGGGAUGAGGUCUGUUGGCAUCGAAGCAGCUGGAGGCUUGGGGCAGGUCACAGCUGAGUGGAUUGCUAAAGGCGAGCCCAAGCUCGACCUGUGGGACAUUGACAUCAGGCGCUUUAUAGGCCUGCACAGCAAUGCUCAAUUUCUGAGAGACCGUAUGACUGAAGUGCCUGGUAUGCACUACAAGCUCUGGUACCCAUUCAUUGAGUUUGAAACAGGGCGCGAGGUUCGAAUGUCUCCCAUCUAUCCUCGAUUAAAGCUAGCUGGUGCAGUAUUUGGGCAGACAAUGGGAUAUGAACGUCCUCAUUAUUAUGACAUUGGAAACAAAGAUGGAAGGUCUCCCAAGGUAGCCGCUUAUGAAAAGCCGCCUUGGAUUGAUGCUGUAAAAUUGGAGUAUGAGGCAUGCCGUGAUCGCGUUGCUAUGCUGGACUAUUCUUCAUUUACAAAGUUAGAAAUAUGGUCACCUGGAAAUGAAGCUGUGGAUCUCCUUCAGUAUCUGUGUUCCAAUGAUAUCGACAUCCCUGUUGGUUCAAUCGUAAAUAGUGGUAUGCAGAACGAGUGGGGUGGAUAUGAAAAUGACUGCAGCUUAAUCAGACUUGAGAAAAAUAGAUACAUGAUCAUAGCACCAACUAAGCAACAGAUGCGGUGCCAGACGUGGAUUAGACGUCAUGUGCCUCGAGACAGCCCCAUUGUAGUGUCGGAUGUGACUUCCAUGUACACUGCCAUUUGCCUCAUGGGCCCUCGAUCACCAGAUCUCAUGUCAGAGCUUACCGAUUCUUCACUGACUUCAAAGGAAUUUCCAUUCUUCACAUGGAAGCAACUAAAUAUUGGCUGUGCAAGUGGCAUAAGGGUCCUUCACAUGACACAUACUGGUGAUAGAGGCUGGGUUCUCUACAUUCCGAACGAGUUUGCUUUGCACGUAUAUGACCGUAUCAUGGAGAUAGGCAAAAAAUUUGGGAUCCUGCCAGCGGGAUACUUCGCCAUGAAGACACUUCGCAUCGAGAAGUUCUUUGCUUUUUGGGGAAAGGACCUAGAUUGCACAACUACCCCUUUCGAGUGUGGACGUGCCUUCAGAGUGAAAUUCCAUAAGAAAUUCCUGGGGAAGGAGGCUCUGUUGAAACAGAAGGAAGAAGGGAUUAAGCGGCGAUAUGUGCAGCUACUUCUCAAAGGGCAUGAUCCUGAACGUGACCCUUGGCCUUGGGGCAGAGAGCCAAUCCUUCUUGGAGACCGUUACAUUGGAAUGACUUCUACUACUUGCUACGGAUUUACACUGGGAUCACAGGUCUGCCUUGGAUUUGUGGAGAACAGGGACAAACACGGUGUGCCUCAGCCUCUCACAAAUGACUUUAUACUGAAGAAUGAGUUCCAUGUUGACAUUGGUGGCCAAAAGUUUGCAGCUAGAGCCAAUAUUCAUUCACCCUCAUUAGCUUACCAGGUUUCACCUGAUAGGCUUUACCUGGCUACCAGAUGAUCUGUUGCAUCGGUCCAUGAUAUUCUUCGCUGCUGGCAGAGAUCUUACUUGAAUUUCAUUAGGCGGCAUAGUGGUGAAUCUGUCACAAUAUGGGGAUGUUCUUCAUUGAACUAUAGUUUGAAGAACGUAUACCAAACAUCUUGAAGUGUUCAGUUAGAUAUUCUAGGGUUGAGUGUGGUUUUCUACUUGUUAUUUAUUUUGUUCAAGCGAUCAGGAAUAAAAAUUUCAGAAGCGCUUUAA